AUGCGCUUCGCAGAGGAGCAGAAAGGGAACUUUGAAUGGCGCCACAACAUUUAAAAAUAACGCUAGAUAGACAGCUGGGGCCGUAUUGCUGCUGCAUGUCACUGCUGGUCGCCAAAUAUACACAUAGCAGGUUACAUUAAGAUGAUUUUCCCAGCAUUAACUAUAAAAUCCCUCCAGAUACUUUUUUUUCUAGAAAACCACAGGGUUGUAGUGUUUAUCUCGGGGGAGUAGCAACAACCUAACGAGCUAACGUUAGCGAGCUAACAAAUGUUGCUGUAAUGGUGUUUCUGAGAGAGGGUCUCUGUCCAGGACUGAGUGAAGAGCUGGUUCACGCUCUGCGGACCAAAGACAUUAGAACAGUAGAGGAUCUGAUUUCUUCAGACACUGAAGAAAUUGCCCAAAAAUGCUGUGUGUCCUACAAGGCCCUGGUCGCGGUGCGGCGCGUGCUCCUGGCCCAGCACGCGGCCUUCCCUGUGUCAGGAGCAGAUUUGUAUGAUGACCUGCUGAGUUCCACAGCCAUCCUGUCCACAGGCAAUGCCAGUUUGGACAAGCUUCUGGACUCGGGCCUGUAUACUGGAGAGCUGACAGAGCUGGCAGGAGCCCCUGGGAGUGGAAAAACGCAGGUGUGCUUAGGUGUGGCUGCAAAUUUGUCUUGUGAACUGAAGCAGAGCGUUCUGUAUAUUGACUCAUCAGGGGGCCUGUCUGCCACACGAUUGCUUCAGAUGGUAAAGGCCAAGACUAGCAACAUGGAGGAGCAGAUGGAGGUUCUUCAGAGAAUCCAGGUGUCUCAAGUGUUUGAUGUCUUCUCCUUACUCGAGUGUCUGCACAGUCUUAAAAGUGGUGGAUUUCAGCAGGCAUCUGCAGGGGGUGGCACCCCCAAAGUCAUCAUAGUAGACUCCAUCACGGCAGUUCUGUCUCAUAUCCUGGGAGGAAAACAAACAGAGGGUAUGUCACUAAUGAUGCAAGUUGCAGGAGAGCUGAGAACAAUUGCAAAAGACCUUAAUGUUGCUGUUUUGGUGACCAACCAUGUGACCAGAGACGGCAACGGGCUGCCUAAGCCUGGAUUGGGGCUAUCCUGGAGCCACGUCCCUCGAACCCGGAUUCUCCUGCAGCGUGUUGAGAAGUCUAGCUGCACACAGAGUGGGUUACGUACUGCAACCCUGAUAAAGUCCUCCCGGCAGCCAUGUUACCUCACCCAGGAGUUUGAUUUGAGUUCCUGGGGAGAGACCCUUGAUGAGCUUCCUGGAUCCUCAGGGAAGAGAAAGCUAGGAGAUGACGAUCUUUAAGUUUAAAUGGCAAUCAUGCUCACAUUCCUAAAGACUUAUACGACACUAUCAUAAAGUGGACAAAGGAAAUAUUUUUUUCCCCAGACUUUUUUCCCUCCAAAGUGUUUCUACAACACUGUUUUAAGCCUUAAUGUUUUUUAAGAGAACCUUUGGACAGUAUACAGACCAUCCGACGAUAAAAUUCUGUAAUCAUGUGUAUAUAUUACCAAAAUUUGAUGCUCCUUUAAUAAAGUACCUUCGUAUGUCGUCGUUAUAAGGCU
Megalops cyprinoides (Indo-Pacific tarpon) is the source of this 1546-nucleotide messenger RNA. It is a transcript of the gene rad51d, whose product is annotated as RAD51 paralog D. Gene Ontology annotation, cellular component: centrosome; replication fork; Rad51B-Rad51C-Rad51D-XRCC2 complex. The transcript is spliced from 11 exons. Bases 279 to 1286 code for a protein of 335 amino acids. Gene Ontology annotation, molecular function: ATP-dependent DNA damage sensor activity; ATP hydrolysis activity; four-way junction DNA binding. Gene Ontology annotation, biological process: double-strand break repair via homologous recombination; telomere maintenance; reciprocal meiotic recombination. The record is from RefSeq and is a predicted model, not a curated record. Lineage: Eukaryota; Metazoa; Chordata; Actinopteri; Elopiformes; Megalopidae.